AUGCUGCGCCGUGCGACAGACAUCGUCCUCGCAGACGGCGCGCCCAUCCCGCUCCAGUACGGAGCGACCCAGGGCUACGGCCCCCUGCUCCACUCACUCGCAGAGUUCCUGUCCGCGCAGGACUCCUAUACCUCACCAGUCUCGCCCCAAGAACUGUUCCUAACGGCAGGCGCGUCGCAGGCAAUUGAUCACACCACCACCCUGUUCACCCAGACGGGCGACACCGUCUUCGUCGAAGAGCCGACCUACUACCUGAUACAAAGCAUCUUCGAGGAUCACGGACUGAAAGUCGUAGGCGUGCCCACCGACAACGACGGCCUACGAAUGGAUGCCCUCGAAGCGAUGCUCGCAGACCGGUCCGUGCAAGCGCCGAAGAUGCUCUACAUCAUUCCCACCUACCAGAACCCCAGCGGCAGCGUGCUCCCAGCCGACCGACGCAGCAAGCUCGUCGAACUAGCGCAGCAGCACGGCUUCCUCGUGCUCGCCGACGAGGUUUAUAACCUGCUGUACUACGGCAAGCCGCCACCCCCACCAAUCGCGUCCUUCGACACCUCCGAGGAUGGCUGCAUUAUCUCGCUCAGCUCAUUCUCGAAGAUACUAGGCCCCGGCCUGCGGACAGGAUGGCUUCAAGCGCGCCCUCCGCUCAUACAGCGCUUCGCCACCGCAGGCCUCACCAUAAGCGGCGGCGGCCUGAACCACUUCACAUCCACGCUAGUUCACGCCGUCUUAGAGCAAGGCAUGCUUGAGGACAACAUCGCAAUCCUCCGCAGCACCUACGGCGAGCGUGUUUCCGCAAUGUCUGCCGCAGUGCGAAAGCACCUCGGCGAUGCGGUUGACUUCACCGCGCCCGGCGGCGGCUACUUCUUCUGGCUGACCUUCAACGACAGCACCAACACCGACGCGCUCCUUCGCAUCGCGCAGGAACACGGCGUCAACUAUCGCCCCGGCACCGCCUUCUCCGCCCAAGGUGCGUUCACGAACGCCAUCCGCCUCGCCUUCGCCCUCUACGAACCCGACAUGCUCGCAGAAGGCAUCCGCCGCAUCGCAGAAGCGCAUAAGACCUCGCAGUGA
Geodia barretti is the source of this 1071-nucleotide messenger RNA. NCBI's taxonomy places the organism in Eukaryota, Metazoa, Porifera, Demospongiae, Tetractinellida, Geodiidae. The record is from the annotation of a GenBank genome assembly.